Plodia interpunctella (Indianmeal moth) is the source of this 7416-nucleotide messenger RNA. RefSeq names its product eukaryotic translation initiation factor 4 gamma 3-like. The record is from RefSeq and is a predicted model, not a curated record. Bases 416 to 6010 code for a protein of 1864 amino acids. The transcript is spliced from 29 exons. NCBI's taxonomy places the organism in Eukaryota, Metazoa, Arthropoda, Insecta, Lepidoptera, Pyralidae. Gene Ontology annotation, molecular function: protein binding; mRNA binding; translation initiation factor activity. Gene Ontology annotation, cellular component: eukaryotic translation initiation factor 4F complex.
UGCGAUCAUAAUGGAUAAAAAUCUUUUCUAAAAUAAGUAAAUCUGUGUGUGUUUUGUGUAAAGGAAUUGCGGAUCGUUCACGUUAACGCGAAAGUGUCACGGUGGCAUUAAUUUCAGUGAGCGAGCGUACAGCGAUGUAGCGCGCCGUUUCCUUAUCGAUUUUCUCUAUGCUGCAUUAAAUUACUAUUUAAAUUGUGAAUGCGGAUUGCAAAUACUUUAUUACUAUGCUUUACAUCAAUAUUUUUGCUAACGAAAUACGAUUUUAGGAUAGUGAUCGAUAAAUACACAAAAUAGGCGUGCUGUAAUAAUUUAUUCAUCUCGCCCAUGUUAUAACGGACGGCUCAUCUCAACGAAAUAGAAUCUCUAACCAAACGUGUGGUGUUAUGAGAUGAUAAAAUUGUAGAAAUAUAGCCAUAUGCCGCUGAUCGUGUCUCCAUUGUUUUGGGAAUGGUUCAACAUUUGGCUCGUUCAAUUUCUAAAAGAUUUAUACCAUGAAAUUAAAAUGGUUGCCUUAAGAGGAACUAACAGUUCAAUAAAUUCUUUGUCACAUUCGUGUAUCAAUCAUGGCAACCAGUCGCAGCCGACCGCGAUUGAUGUCGCUCAAAGUUUACAAACAUCGGUGAAUAUACCACAGUCGGCAGUGGCACAGCAUAUGAACGCAGGUCAAAUCAACCUGCCGAUAAACAAUGUGUCGGUGCAGUUCGUGCCGCAGCACACCAACCCCACCUCGUUGAAGCAUGAGCAGUCUGCGCGGUACUCAAACUCCAACUGCAUGAUGCCGUCGCACCACUAUCGGCUACUAACACAAACUAGACCGGUGGAUUGUUAUCAUCCGGCGGGCGCGACAGCGGCACCUUACCUGCAAAGUGGAGCAGGAGGCGCCCAGUCCUCCGGUCAGGCAGCGCUUCGAGUCCAGCAAAAUCCGCAACCAUCAGCACCGCCCGCGCCUCAGCAAGACCUGUCCAAGACGACCAUGGCCCAUAACUUCGUGGCUCAACCGAACCAGACACCACAAUCUCGGCCACAAUACAACUUUCAGUAUAGAACGGCACAACAUGGAACUAGGCAGACUACCCAUCCUCGGCAACAACAGCCGUUCAUACCCGGCGCAACAGCUGCCGCCACUGGCCCCGUCAUGUACAGCGCUUGCGUACCACCUUUGGUGUUCCAAUCUCACAUGGGUAUGCAGACGUAUCAACAACCUCGAUCAGGCAACCCUGGAUUUUAUCCAUAUAGCAUGGGACCCUACAUGAGUUAUAGUAAUCCGCCAAGUCACACAGCACCUUAUUUUUAUACGUCAAAUAGUCAACCCCUCCAGACACCAAACCUGCAACCAAAUGCGCCGGGCGGCCGAAGUAAUCCGAGCACGCCACUUGUGGGACCCCAGGGAACAACCCCGACCCCUAAUGCUCCAAAUUCUACCCUGCCGCACCCACAAGCACCCGCUCAUAUCCACCAAGCGAUGAGUGGUAUUCGGCCGUUAAUGCAAAAACGAAGUCACAGACUCCCUAUUAUUAAUCCAGUUACUCAGCAAGAUAUUUUCUCGGAAAUUAACUCUAACGAAAAUCAGUACCCAAGUGGUGACUCAAGCGGCAGACAAACUCCGCAAUCCGAACAUCCGACCCAUAGUGCUGCCGAAGAAUUUUCUAGAAGAGUUAAUGAGGUUAUAAACCAACCGAGUCCUGCUGAGAUAGCAGCGAAAGCUGCAAAAACCGCCGAGUUGCCUAAUGCUACGCACUCUACCUCGCUACCGCCUACUAAUGCAAUAUGUAUUAGUAAACCAGAGAAUAUACUUAUUAGUGAAAGUAAAAAUUUAGGACCCGAUGUUGCUGCAGAAUCUAUUGAAACUCCAGUUGUCUCAGCAAUAUCGGAUAGUCCUGUUAUAGUGCCUAAAAUGCCGAAUAAUAAGCAACUCCAAAAAAAUAGUGAUCAGCCCGUAGUAAUAGAAAGUAAUACUAGUAAGAAUCAACCUAUUAAGCAACAGAAACAAAACAAAAUCAAACCAGUUGUGCCUGAUGAUGUAGAGAGAGAAGUAACGGAAAAUAUAAGUCCAGAGACGAGUCAAGGCGUGCCAGCGGCUGCAAGUAUUGCACCUCCCGUGCCUGCGCCGGCGACGGUCAAUCCGUCCUCAGCUCCUAUCCCCACUCACGUCGCUGCGCAUGUGCAGUUGGCCCCCUCCUUCAAUACUCUGCACGCGCCCGCUCCACAGCCGCAAAGAAUACGAGAACACAGAUCCAGACUUAAGUCUGAAGAGAAAGAAAAGAUUAAGGAAACGCAAAAAGAAACGCACCCUGAAAUUGAAACUAGUGUGCCUGUUAAAGCCAAUGGUCCUACUUCAGCUGUUGUGAUUAGUUCAGUUGAUAGUUUACAAGAAGUUAUCAAUCCUCCAACUAGUCAAAACAAUCAAACAAUAGGAUCAUUAACUAAGAAACAACCUGUAACAAAGAUAUCAUCUCCUGCUCUCGAGAUUGAUGCUUCUAGUGUGGAAGCAAUUGCUGAACCAGUAAAUAAGGUAGUAGUUGUAACUUCGGAACCACCUCCCCUAACUGCUACAGAGUUGCUCUCAGCAAGCAUUGAGAAGCUUGCAAAAGAGCUGCCGGCAAGUCCAGAAAUAAUAGAGACCAGAGAAACGUCUAGUGUAAUACAAGCUCAAGCCAAAUUAACUCAGAGCAUAGCCAGCUGUAUUCGCACUAAUCAAGCUGACUCUAAGAUGAAAGAUAUUAAUCUUAACAACAAGUCUACUGAUGAUACCUGUGCUCAUGAUCUCUUCUGGCUGCAAUAUAAGCAUGGCAUUUGGCUACAAGAUCCAGACACUGCCAAUGGAAACACUACAGAAUUAACUAAAACUGACACAAAAGAGGAUAUAAAUAAAAAUGAGAAAGUUGUAAAGAACUCAAAGAAUAAUAAUAAAAAAUCUAACAAAAUGGCAACUAAUGAUGUGGCCAUAACUGAAUCAGAAUCAUAUGAAAACGGUAAAGAUGAGACUGAUAAAUUAAGUAAUGUAGAUCAAGAAAAUUUGAUUGAGAAGGAGGAGGCGGAGGACAAGUCUACUGCUGUUGAGACUGAGGUUCAGACCACUCCUGUAUUUGUGCCCAAAUACAAGUAUUCUGAUGAUCAAUGGUCGCCUCUAAAUAAAUCUGGCAAGAAGUGCUAUGAUAUUGGACUAUUGAAGCAAAUCAAAGAUGACCCUAUGUCUAAGAAUAAACCAAAUGUCCCAUUAUUGGAGGCCUGCAACAUAAUGAGGGCUGUACCCAUUCAGGACCCUCUGCCGUUUUCUACGAUUUCAAGGCCUAUGAAUGAUUCUUUGUUCCCAACUUUUGCCAAACCCUCUGGGAUGGGAUCAAGAAGUAACACUCAACGAGAUGCUAAAAAAGAUGGUAGGAACAUGGCAAUGGGAGGAAAGGGAAGUGUGAAACUGAAUUCCAGUCAAGGUGGAAACAGUGGUCAGCGAUCUAUACAUUUUGUGACUCUGUCACGUGAAGAGGUCAAGCUAAAUGAAGUGGAUUCAGCAUGGAAACCAUCCCGAUUUAGGAAAGAGAACCUGCCCGAAGAGGAUUGCAAGACCCAGGAAUUAUACAAGAAGUUCAGAGGAAUUCUGAAUAAGUUGACUCCACAAAAAUUCGAUACUUUGCUGGAUAAAGUAAAAACUCUUGAUAUAAACAAUCAGAAACGAUUGGAAGGUGUGAUUGAUCUUGUUUUUGAAAAGGCUAUUGAUGAACCUAAUUUCUCUGAGGCCUAUGCUGCUAUGUGUAAUAAGUUAUCUACAUUGAAGGUACCAGCUCAUAAUGCGAGUUCUCCUGAGCAAUGUGUCAAUUUUAGAGGAUUGAUUAUUAGCAAAUGCCAGGCUCAGUUUAUAGCUGAAAAGGUAGAUGAGCAAAUAUUAAAGUUAGAAAAGGAAAUCUCUGAAUGUACAGAUCCUGCGAAAAAGAAAGAACUUCAACUAAUGCUGGUAGAGGAGUAUAGAAGAGUCAGGAUGCGAUCUGUUGGAAAUGUUAGAUUUAUAGGUGAAUUGUACAAAUUGAAAAUGCUCACAGCAAAAAUCAUGGUUUAUUGUAUGAAUCAUUUGAUUGAAAAACUUGAGGAGGAGAAAUUGGAGUGUCUAUGCAAGUUGCUUACCACAAUUGGAGAACAAGUGGAGAGUGAAGUGAAAGACCAGCUUGAUAAUGUGUUCAAGAAAAUGCAGGACAUCAUUUCAGAUAGGAAAAAUAAUAAAAUCUCCAGCCGUGUUCGGUUUAUGAUUCAAGAUGUCAUAGAACUGAGAAGAAGAAAGUGGGUCAUCAAAAGUGUAGUAGACUCACAGCCUAAGAUGAUGGAUCAAAUCCAGAAAGAGGCUGAGCAACAACAGCGGCAUAUUGAGAUGAUGAAUGCUGUGCCUAUGGGAGGAGGUGGCGGAGGAUUCCGACGUGAUGAAGGUGGCCGUGGCAAGCGCGGUGAACGCAGACAGAAUUCAAAUUCCUUCCAAACAGAUACCAAUAUGUGGAAAUCAAAUUCUCGAUACACAGUUGAUACAUCCAAAUUAAUGAAAGCGGCUCCACAGAAGAACUUGAACAGCAUCAAAUUGGCCCCUCCUAGUUGGAAUCAUGGAGCUGCAGCUAAGAGUCAGACCCAGGCCACUAGCAGCUCUAUGAUUGGCAUGAAAAAUAUGUACAGUGUUUUAGAAAAUGUGCAAACUGAUCCUACUUCUCUGAGAGACAGCAAAGACUUGCCACUUAGUUACCAUUCCAAAGGUGCUUCUAUUGAGAGAUCCACAUUUAACUCGAGAGGUGACUUCAACAGCGGCAGUGGUAGUCGUUCGGGAUCCAUUGGAGUACCCAGGUCGAACUCGGGCAGCAGAAGCGUCAGCGCGGCGCCUCCUACCCCGCCACCUGUGCCUGAAGUCCCUACCGCCCAGCCUGCACCAGUUCCACAAGAACCUUUACCUGAACCCAAGAAAAAGUCUGUCCAUUCCAUGAUUGAACUUUCGCUCAUCAACCCCGAUGAGGACGAACUAGUAGCCGAAAUCAAGCAUCUAUUUGAGCCUCAAUAUCAUGCUGCAGUAGUUACUGAAAUAUUCAAUGUAGUUUUGGAAAAGCCAGCGAAAGAUGUAGCUACAAUCGCAAAAUCCCUCCUGUAUGCAAUGUCUGCUAAAGCUAUUUCUCCAGACAACUUCAUAGCGGGCGCCACAGAAAUAUUUGAAUUCGCGCCGGACUUAUAUAUUGAUAUUCCUAUGCUCUAUGAAUAUUUUGGAAAAUUUAUUGCACCCCUAAUAGAGAAGAAGCAUAUCACAUUUUUACAAGUAUUUAAAAUUUCAAAGACCAUUAUCAACGAAAAACAUGGUCAUUUAUUGCUCAAGGCAAUAAUCAAAAAUUUGAAAGACAGCAUGGGCCCUACAUUCGUUAAAAGCAAAUGGCAAGAAUCUGGGUUAAAAUUAAAACAAUGGAUGAGCGAGGAAGAGGUCACGACAUGGUUACAAGAUAAUAAAUUUGAAUUCCUAGAAGGCAGCGUAGUACCUAAUGAAGAAACAAAAGUAAUUCUGUCGCCUACUGAGGCUCAAAAGAAACUGCUACAAUUAAUGAAUUCUGAGGAAACUUGUGAUUGUAUAAAGGGAUGGGUACAAGACAAUCUAGGUAAAGCUUCAAAUGAGGAUUGGUUCAUGCGAGGUUUAAUCCAAGCUAUUUGCGAACAUGCUCUAUUUGGCGCCGAAGGGCGCGAAGUCACGCAUUUCAAUCAAGAGCGAAUGAAUAAAUACAUAGGACUUAUAAAUGAAUUUGGUGAAUCCAAACAAGCAAGAGAAGCAAGCUGUUUAUUCGGCAUUCAACAAUUGAUACAUAGGCUAGAACACCCACAAGGUUUAACAUUACAAAUUUUUGCAUAUUUACAUGAACAAUACAUAAUAUCAGUAGAAGGAUUUAUUGAGUGGGAGGAGUCGGACAAGGAACCGGAAGGCAAGGGUGUGAUGCUGAAGGCGCUGACGUCGUUCUUCACGAACCUGAAGGAGGCGGACAACGAGGACUCGUGCAGCGAGGAAUGACGCGGGCUUACCGCCGCGGCUGUGUUCCCGGCACCGCCUGACGCCUCCGCGCCACCCUCAUCCGCUUACAAUGUCUUCUAUAUUUUUAUAUAUUAGAAUCAUCCUACACGGAACUCAUAGAUUAUAUUAUUAUUAUUAUCGUAAUGCUUAACCUAACAGAAGCUAGAAAAAAGUUGUAUAAUAUUUUUGAAAGCGAUAGUUAUUUAUCGGAAAUCUAAAUUAAAUUUGCUUCAAUGAACUCCCGUUUUGUUUUAUGUGAAGAAUCUUUUGAUUGAUGAACAGAUCACUGUUCUUCCUUUAUUAUGUAAAUGGUACAGUUACAUUAUUUUUUCAUCACAACCUUUUUCUCCCUGCUAACGAUAAGUUAUAGUAAACGAAGAAAUGUAAACGAAGCUUGUGAGCAGCUGUAUUCUCUGUUUGCCAGAUCGGCAUUUUUUUCUUUUUCUGAUUGACUGUCUUUUUCCGUUGCACUUUUAGUUUUUGAUAAAUAGGCUGUCUCUUACAUCUGGAACUUGUGUUUUUUUUCUUGUAUAUUUAUUUGCGAUUAUGCUAUAUUGCAUUAUAUUAUUUUCGAUUGGUUCUAUUGAGAUAUGUCUAUUUUAUGUAUAAACAUUUCAUAUAUAGUUUAUUUUUAAUUUAUCUGGUGAUCAGAGAAUAUCAUCAGUGCGUACCAAAUUCUGAUGAAACAAUAAUAGCAAUAUUUAAAUGCCUCGAAGUAAUAAACGUACCUUCAUAAAAUAAAAUAUGAUAGAUGCUCUGGUGAAGAAAGCACCAAUAAGUUAAUGUAAGCCUUAAUCAUGUAUUAUAUUUUGGGUACCAGCAUUAUUAUUUAACAGAAAGUAGAAUACUUUGAUAUAACAAAUUUGAGUUCAAAGAAGAACGCUAAAUAUAUUUCAUAUUACGUAUAUCUCUUUGUUUUUGAUAUAGAGACAGUUAAUUUUGAACUGAUAAAGUAAUUAAAAUGUUAAAGUGUAUAAAUAAAAUAUAAAAAACCUAUAAAAAUACCAUAUUGUUAUGGAAAAUGUGCUUACGUUUGAUAUCUUUAUGUUGAAAGAUUCCUAAAUUCUUACAUCGUCUUUACAAAUACGUCCCUUUUUUUCUAGCCAUCAAUUUCUGGACGCACUCAAUGUUUCUUUACAUUUAACUUUUUGAUUUUAAUAGAUAUUUUAUUGUUUAGUUUUAAUUAUGCUAUUAUAGUAUCUCAGUUGGCAGUGACGAUUGUCUCAAAUCUGUCGUGAAGUAUAUGGCGGCGCGGGCCUCGCGGUCGUGGGUACAUGAGCCACGUUCUUUCGCGCUCGCGUCCUUCAAUUUAUAAUGUCCGCUGCUGAGGUUAUUUUAUUAUUAUUAUAGCUACUCUCGUCAGUUAUGUAUGUUAUGUAAAUAAACUUUUUAUGAAAAAAAAAAAA